Messenger RNA from Amoebophrya sp. A25, 2661 nucleotides. Lineage: Eukaryota; Dinophyceae; Syndiniales; Amoebophryaceae. The record is from the annotation of a GenBank genome assembly.
GUUUACGUCAUACACAGGAUGUGGAAAUUGAAAGUGUAUCAUAGAAUGAAGUAUUGAAACGAUCUGCACAUCGUUCUUUGCCUGCAAAAGUUGCACGAGCGCAUUAUUGUGUCCGCCGAUUUGGUCUUGCGCAUAUCUACACUGCGAUCCUGCAUCAAUUUGUUGUGAAUCUAAAUCCGCUGCCUAUAUACUUAUAAGGACUAGGACAGAGUGUUGAGUAGGUGUAUGUUGUAGCGACCCGUUCCAGAUGUCUCUUGAUGUUGUUUUUACAGCGCAUCCUCUUACCAUCCUUCGGGAUCUUUUCAGGAACGGUUUCGUCUUGCCGAUGGUAGAGAUUACAGCUGUUCUUGCGCUGUACUAGAGUAAUCUUCUCCCUAAACAUACUUUUACAGCGUAUCCGUUUUUAGAAGUAGUUCUCUGGAGAACUACACGAGAUUUUGUUGAUUUCCGUUUUUAGAAGUAGUAUUCUGGAGGAGAAGAGAUUUUGUUGAUUUCGUUUUCGGGUACUGCUGGAGAUGCUGUUGGAGCUGGUAGGCUGAUGUGCCUCCAUAUGAAUUGACAACAACUGCUUUGACUCAAGAAGAAAGGCAAAAAAAAGAUGACUUCUCCCUUCGAAGAGAAUUCGUUAGAGGAUGAGAUGGCUGCCAUUCGCGCACGCCGCGAGAAGGCUCAACAAGCACAAAGGGAUGCUUUGCUGGGUAUCUUGCACCAAAAGCGAACGUUAGAAGGAGGCGAUGCAGGAGGUCCGCCGCCUAAGUUGGUUAAGACAGCUGACGGAUCAUCAGCAGUGAUCGCUGGCAAUGGCGCGACGGAGGGCGGGGCAUCGUCAUCAACCCCAGUGGCCUUGUUAGAGACGCUUGACGAAACAACAGGCGCGAUUGAGCUCGCGUCGAAAAAAGCGGAUGAGUUGGACGCAUGGCUGAAGACCUUCACGACGCAAUUACAGAAGAUGGAGGCAGCGACAAAUUUCAAACAUGGGCUCAAAAUAUUUGAGAAGAUUUGGCUUUAUCGCAAACGGCAGCUUCCAUACGCAGAAUUGUGCGAGCUGUAUGCUGUGCUGUUCACGAAGCCACUGACGCUAGACCUGAUUCAGCAUAUCGAUAAGGGCAAGCACCGCGAAGGUGAGAAACCGACAAGUAAGAUGCAGAUUCGGAAUCGCGAAGCCGCUGUGGCCAGUGGCAUGGUAAACGACAUCGCCGCAGACCCUGGACCGGAGUUUGUCGAGCUCAAAUUUUUAGUGAGGCCAGUUGAGAUUGGCCUCACGCAGAACAUCAGGUCGAAGACCCCAAGCCAACUCGUCAAGGCGCUCUACACAGUUGUGAAGGUUCUGCUUACUUAACAUAGAUGGCUUUUCAACAAGUUCAAGUAGAAAGCGUAUUCGCAUUCUUACUACGAAUGAUCAUGCGCAUUGGUUUCCCUCUCUUGACACUUCUUUAAUCUCGUGAUGAACUACUUUCUUAUUGUCUCUCAUUUUCAGGUACAUCUAAUGGACGUGCCUUACCAGAAUCGCGCGAUGUUCGAGCCAUCUAGUGCGGAAAAAAACUGUAUAUUGAAGUUGAAGGACAUGGUGAUGCGAAACGACGGGGAGGAAAUCAAGAGCAUGAAUACCCGAACGAUAGUGAUGCUCCUAUACUGUUUCGCCCUCACGUGCAACCAGCACUUUGUAGCCCAGAGCGCCGCGCUUUCCAAGCUGGCACUACCCAGGACCGUCCUCAGGUAGACUUUGCCUUAUAGGAAACUUCUAGUUUUUUAGCUACAUCGUACUAUUUUCGUUCGCCACUUGAAUGUCGUUUUUGAUUAAAAAUGAACUAAAAUACACUUCUGGUUAAGCAAACGACAGCGUGCUGGAUGAUGAUGAUUUAUGGAGUCUCUAGUAUCUUCUAACUCAAACUCACAAACUUCAGGAUACUUUAUGGUGACACGCUUCGUGGCGUCCACCUGUUAGACUCGGCGCAGAUGUGCGAGCUUGCGUUUGCGGUUUACAAGUUUAACGAGCUUUACACGCAGGUGCUGGACACGAGCAGUAAUCAGAACAAACUGUCGGCCGCGGCGGGCUUAGGUAUCGCACAUCGCGAGCCACAGGAGGAGUCGGUCUUCCAUGCAAUCAGUAAGCGCGUGCUGCUGAUUUACGGAAGUAUGAACUUGAAGCAUAUCGCAGAUUUGGUUUCGAUUUUCGCGAGCUUCGGGCUUAAGGACGAGGAGCUCUUCGAUGCACUCGCGGGCACAAUUCUGAAAAACAAGGGCAAGAUGAGUGAGCACGACUUCCAGCAAGUACUUAGAGCAUACAUCAAGUUCAACCUACCACUGCGCGAAGAGACGGCUGGCUUCCGCAAUGUUGCCGUGCUCGGCAAGGGCGACUUCACGCGACCGUCAGACAAGCCGAAGCGCGAACGUUUCACAUAUCAGCGACCAGAAGCACUUGAGGACCGAUGACAUUGCCAUUUUGCAGAAAUGUACACCUUCGACGGUUUCUGUUUUUGUUUCCAUGGUUCUCAUGUCCCUCAGUCACACGCGCAGGCCCGCUCCCUUUUUUCCCUCUCUUUGUCCUCUCCCUAAAUUACUGACUUCAAAUCAAAAGAAAAUGUUUUAUCGAUGUGUGUGAUCCGCAAGUGGAGUUUUGGCUUCGCAAGCCGACUAACACAAAGUGGUUGUUAUGGGUCU